Capsella rubella is the source of this 511-nucleotide messenger RNA. RefSeq names its product 60S acidic ribosomal protein P3-1. Gene Ontology annotation, cellular component: ribosome. Lineage: Eukaryota; Viridiplantae; Streptophyta; Magnoliopsida; Brassicales; Brassicaceae. The transcript is spliced from 2 exons. The record is from RefSeq and is a predicted model, not a curated record. Bases 19 to 384 code for a protein of 121 amino acids. Gene Ontology annotation, molecular function: structural constituent of ribosome.
UUCCUGAAUUUUAAGAAGAUGGGAGUAUUCACGUUCGUGUGCAGACAUGGCGGCGGAUCAUGGACCGCGAAGCAACACGAGGGUGACCUUGAGGCUUCCGCUUCUUCUACCUACGAGCUCGUGCGCAAGCUCGUCCAAACUGCUCUCUCCGCCGAUUCACCCGGUGGCGUUCAGUCUUCGUUUUCUCUUGUCUCCCCUACCUCGGCCGUAUGCCAGGUAAUUGUCGGUGGUGCUGUUGGUGGAGGAUUCUCUGCUGGAGGAGCGGCCUCAGGUGGUGGUGGAGGUGGUGCAGGUGACUCUGCAGCUGCCCCUAAGGAAGAUGAGAAGAAGAAAGAAGAAUCAGAAGAGGAAGAAGGAGACUUCGGAUUCGAUCUCUUUGGUUAAUAUGGAAAUUGUAACUUGGAGGAGGUUUUAGUUUGAGCUUCCAAUUUUUGUGGGGUGUUUCUUCUACUGUCAUGUGAUAUGCUACUUUGCUUUAAUUCUAUUCAAUGACAAGUUUCUCUUUCGAUCA